GCGCGGGAGCCUGCGCGCGGAGCGUCAGCUCUGCGCCUCCGCCACGACCCGCCACGCACCUCCAUCAACCCGGCCCGGGGCCCUGAACCCCACCGUGUGUCCGGGAGCCUCGUGGCACGACGGCGCUACUUUCCUCGGGUCGCGAGUGGGACUGGGACCGCAGCGGGACAACUUGGAAAACUUCUCUUGGACGGCCUGCGGGGACUGUGGGAUGGGGAUGUAGGCGGGCAGUGGCUGGCCCCGGGGCCGCAGACCUCCCAGGCCGCGUCCGGCCAGAUCCUGGCACCACAGAGCCUUCUGCGCUACCAGGGGGACGACCCCUUCGUGUGGUCCAGCCAGGGUGGCCCUCUCUCCUGUGGUGCGUGCGUUUGGCGAGCUGUGCUCUCCCUGGCCACAUCUGGCCCCACCAUGGACCACCAGGAGCCCUACUCCGUGCAGGCCACGGCCGCCAUCGCGGCGGUCAUCACCUUCCUCAUCCUCUUCACCAUUUUCGGGAACUCACUGGUCAUCCUGGCUGUGUUGACCAGCCGUUCCCUGCGCGCCCCACAAAACCUGUUCCUGGUGUCGCUGGCGGCCGCUGACAUCUUGGUGGCCACGCUCAUCAUCCCUUUCUCGCUGGCCAAUGAGCUGCUGGGCUACUGGUACUUCCGGCGCACGUGGUGCGAGGUUUACUUGGCGCUCGACGUGCUCUUCUGUACUUCGUCCAUUGUGCACCUGUGCGCCAUCAGCCUGGACCGCUACUGGGCGGUGAGCCGCGCGCUGGAGUACAACUCCAAACGCACUCCGCGCCGCAUCAAGUGCAUCAUCCUCACCGUGUGGCUCAUCGCAGCCUUCAUCUCGCUGCCGCCCCUCAUCUACAAGGGUGACCAGGGACCCCAGCCCCACGGGCGCCCCCAAUGCAAGCUCAACCAAGAGGCCUGGUACAUCUUGGCCUCCAGCUUCGCGUCUUUCUUUGCACCCUGCCUUAUCAUGAUUCUUGUCUACCUGCGCAUCUACCUGAUUGCAAAACGCAGCAGCAACCGCAGAGGUCCAAGGGCCAAGAGAGGCCUUGAGGAUGGUGAGUCUAAGCAGUCUCGUCCUGCCCCUGGGGGCCCCCCAACCUCAGCCAAGGUGCCAACCCUGGCCUCUCGUCUAUCUUCUACUGGAGAGGCCAAUGGAUGCCCCAAUCCUCCUGGAGAGAAGAACGAAGGGGAGACCCCAGAAGAUCCGGGGGCUAGGGCCUUGCCACCUAGCUGGCCUGCCCUUCCCAAUUCAGGCCGGGGCCCGAAGAAGAGCAUUUGUGAGGCAUCUGUGGAGGAAGCUGAGGAGGAAGAAGAGGACGCUGAGGAGGAAGAGGAAGAGGAGGAAGAAGCCUGUGAACCUCAGGCAGUGCCGGUGUCUCCUGCCUCCGUACACAGACCACCCUUGCAGAAACCCCAGGGUUCCCAGGUGCUGGCCACCCUUCGUGGCCAGGUGCUCCUGGGCAGGGGUGUGGGUGCUAUGAGUGGGAGGUGGUGGCGUCGCCGGGCACAGCUGACCCGGGAAAAGCGGUUCACUUUUGUGCUGGCUGUGGUCAUCGGUGUCUUUGUACUUUGCUGGUUCCCCUUCUUCUUCAGCUACAGCCUGGGCGCCAUCUGCCCACAGCACUGUAAGGUGCCCCAUGGACUCUUCCAGUUCUUCUUCUGGAUCGGUUACUGCAACAGCUCUCUGAACCCCGUCAUCUAUACCAUCUUCAACCAGGACUUUCGCCGUGCCUUCAGAAGGAUCCUUUGCCGCCAGUGGACCCAGACAUCCUGCCCCCCCCCCCUUUCCCCAGAGAGCAGGAAGCCAGCUUUCUCCUUUUCCCAAGAGGUACUGCUGCUAAGGAGGAAGAAAUGAAACUGUUCACCUGUCUUGGGCACCAGAAUGGGGAUUUAUAUGAUGGUUUUGUCUCUGCGCCCUCCAUUCCCCCCUACCUUCAGAUUGUGGCUCCUUAGAAGAUCAGAACUGUGGAUUGGUUUCCUUACCCAGCACCCUUCUGGGAAGCAAGUGGGCAUGUUGCUGCAUCUAGUGAGGUGGUCUGGGGGGGUCUAGCCUCUGCUCCAGUGGAUGAUCCUCAAACCCUGGCAUUCGCCCCUUGUCAAAGCCAGGGCGACAAUUGCUUUGCCGCCUACUUGCUGCAGGGAGAUGAAAGCUCUGCAGAAAGCUUUGAGCUCCAUGGGGGAAUGCACUAGCGAACCAGCAAAUGUCAUUAUCUGGUGAUAUAAAAAUCCCUUUUCUAUGUGUUUACCACCACCCGCCUUCCUGCAGACUUUUGUUCUGUGCCUGGGGUAUGAAUUCCUACCCCAAACGGGAAGCGAGGAGUAGCACACAGAAUCACUAUUUCAAGUUUCAGGAUUUCUUUAAGAACAUGCUCUUAUGCCUGCAAAGGUUUGAGUUAUUAUGCUGGGUGACAGCUUCUCAACAUGUUUCUUGCAACACCAAGAGGGUUUUCAGUGAUUUGGCCCCUACCCCAGUGGGAGAUAAAUCUUUUGUCAUCAAGCAAGGAAAUUGUUUCCCCAAGACAGCUAAAAAUACCCACACCACGGAAGCAGUCUGAGAUAACUUCAGGUGGAGGACUUGGGCAGGGCCUCGGUGGACUCCUGGAAGAACCACUUGCUACAGUGCUCUGGCUCUGGCAGGUCUCUGCCUUGUAUGGGUCCUUGUAAAAUAUUACUAACUGCACCCCUGGUGGGUGGUUUGCUGGCUGUCUGUCUAGGACCCUGCAGUGAUGGGGCUGUACACCGAGGAGCCUUUUCCUCCUGCUUCUCCCUGCACCCCAGAUCUUGGUAUUUGGAACAACUGGGAGCAUGAGGGAUGUUUCUCAGCCUUCUCCGUGGGCUGCUCUGGCUUCAGCGCUGAGCAGCAGACCUCUUAGUAUUGGGGAAGGGUGGGCUGAGCACCUGGAUGUUGGCAGCGUAUGCACCUGCUAGAUCUGGAAGGGUGCUAAGGGAGUUUUCUGGAGUGGAGAGAAUGAUGUUCAAAGAGUCCUUCCAGAGGAAGAAGGCUGCCCAACUUGGUCCUCAGUGGGUGGUGGCUGUCAAGCAAGGACACUGGCCUGGGGUAUGGUUGGGGGGUUGGGUUCAGGGGAAGGGACUGCUUUGUGAUCAUCUGCCGACAAUCAUGUGUGUACCCUCAGGGGGAUGUGGCCUGUGGCCCCCUUGGGGUGACAUGCAAGGUUAUUUUUUUUCCAGAAGUUGACCUAUUUUAUCAAUAAAGCAUAUUUUGGAAUA
Messenger RNA from Dipodomys spectabilis (banner-tailed kangaroo rat), 3230 nucleotides. It is a transcript of the gene Adra2b, whose product is annotated as adrenoceptor alpha 2B. Gene Ontology annotation, molecular function: alpha2-adrenergic receptor activity. Gene Ontology annotation, cellular component: membrane. The record is from RefSeq and is a predicted model, not a curated record. Bases 409 to 1857 code for a protein of 482 amino acids. The transcript is spliced from 2 exons. Gene Ontology annotation, biological process: regulation of vasoconstriction; platelet activation; adenylate cyclase-activating adrenergic receptor signaling pathway. Lineage: Eukaryota; Metazoa; Chordata; Mammalia; Rodentia; Heteromyidae.